Messenger RNA from Zychaea mexicana, 2138 nucleotides. RefSeq lists its product as uncharacterized. Bases 147 to 1847 code for a protein of 566 amino acids. The record is from RefSeq and is a predicted model, not a curated record. The transcript has a single exon. Lineage: Eukaryota; Fungi; Mucoromycota; Mucoromycetes; Mucorales; Lichtheimiaceae.
CUGAUAUCUUAUAAAUAAAACUAAACUCAACAGCAAAACCUUUCUUUCUUCUUCUUCUUCUUCCCUUCUUUCACUCUCACUCUCUCUUUGCUCACUAGCGACGAUCCCAACUCUCUGCACACCGACUUUACAACAAACUUUAUGAAAUGUUUUUCGUUGACUUGCUUUUACUUGCCGUGCUGACCCUGCUGGCCAUGCAUCCAACUCUUCCAUCUUCGCUUAACAACAGUAACAGUAACAGUAGCAGCAGCAGCAGUAUCAAUAAGGAGCAACAACAGCCACGUCUUAUUCAAGCCGUCGCCAUGGUCCUGUUGGCACUUCGCGUGAUCGUCUUUGUUGCCGUGACAACCGUUGUAGCCAUACUCAACCAGAACGCGUCUUCCAUUCUGCUGGCACCUGCUUCUAUAAUGGGCGACGAUAGCAAGAAUAAUACUGUAGCUGCUGAUGCUGUGUCGCCAAACAUGCAGCAGCAAAAGCAAACGCAGGGGCCCGCAUCACUUGCAGCAACAGCAUCAUUGACGAAGACCACAAAUAACAAAAAGUCUGAUUUAAUUGACACUCAUUCCACGACCAAGCCCGCUCCCGUUGAUGAAACACCGACGACGACGACGACGACGACGACGACGAUCCAAACAGCGCGACAAGAAAAGAAGCCCGUUACUGAUACCGUUGCAAAGAAAGAAGGCGUCAAGGUGCCCGAGCCAGAAAACCAUGCUGUCGCUGCCGCUGCUGCUGCAGCAGCAGUAGUUGAAACGCCAGAAUCACAUAAGCAGCUAACAGAGGAACCAAUCACCACGCCAUCACCAACAACAGCAAUGGCAGUGUCUGAGGAGAACAAAGAGAACCGUGGCCAAGUUCCAUCCUCUGUCAGCAUUGAGAGCAAGAACAGAGACAAUGAUACAGCUUCGGCAAUCAAACAAGAAAAGGAAACGCCCAUUGUCGUAGCUGCAGUUGUGGAAAAGAAUGACAGUGCGCCUCCUUCAGAACCUGGGACUAGUACCAAAAAAAGCGCAUCCGUGCAUAGCAAGAGCAGCAGCCACAUCGAUAACAGCAGCGAAGAGCACAACUCUGACGAUACGGCGCUCACAUCUGAUGCCAGUGAGACCUCCCUUCAGCCUCCUUCUUUACCUCGUCUGUCACAGCAGCAGGAGGAGCAAGAGCACAAAGGAAAGGGCGUGGACACACAAGAACAACAGCAGAACCAACCACAGGUACAAGAACAACCACAGCAGCAGGAACUCGAGAAGCAGCCAUCGACGACCACAUUGGAGGAAGACAACGUACCUGCAACCACAGCCUCCUCUGUGCAUACCACCACCAGCACUUCACAAAGCAGCAGUCUUUUGGCCCGUAUGGCAGGCAAGAACAAGAACACUGCUACUACGAAACAGAGCGGCAGUAAUGAGCUUUCGCCACAACAGCCAAGUGAAAGCACAUCCUCACGCAAAAAUGGGAUCAUCCUGCCUAUCCGCACGUCAAGCUUAGGUAUCGGUAGCAAGCGAAGCAAUGGCAGCAUCCGCCAAGACAACAACAAAAAAAAUCAUGGCGAUGAUGCUACUACUCCUGUUGUGCAUAAAACCUUGAGCAUGCGCUUACCAAAACGAGCCGCAAGCAUUCUCUCAAGUCAUCACGACGAAACAAACAAGACCAGCAACAACAAUAACAACGCGACGCCACGCCACUUCUUUACAUUGGGAAGACGAAGCAAAGUACCUGGAACACCACCACCACCACCACCCAAAAGCCAGCAACAAGCACAAGGUGAUUCCAGCAACGACAAGAGCACUACUUCCUCGUUAUCGUUGAAGAAAAAGACGCGUAAACGCAUUUCUGCACUUUUCCAUUAAGCUUUUUUUUGUAUACCACCGCCACCUACUCGCAUCUAUCAUCCUAUAGUAUAGCUCUCCUGUUUCUUCUGUUUUCCCCUCUCAUCGCCGAGAUCCUCCCAUCAUCAUCAUAUGCAUAUGGCGCAGGCUAUGAUUCUGCAUUAUCGCCUUCACCAUCAUCAUCAUAUGCAUUGUGUACAUAUAAACAACAUCAUAUACUAUCAAACAUCAUUCUGUUACUAUUAAAAUCAUUGCCAUCCUCAUCAGAGUCAUCAGCCCUCAGCCAUUAAGCAUUAUUUACCAUCUACUAUU